AGUACUUUAGUCUGAGCAUAUAAAAGAGGCAAGGUACAUCUCUAGAGGGUUCAGAAAAUUACAAAGACUGGAAGAGAAUCAAAGCAUUGUAAGAACCAUACCGGUUAAGGGCCAACAAACAGGUAUACAGCACUUCCCUUUGUCUAGCACAUGACACAGCACUGAACAUGUGGACUUUGUUACUUGUAGUAUUUGCUACUGGAUCACCAGCUCUACUUCAGGCAGCCCCGGUUCAGGGUUCUAGUGGCAGAUGCAGCUUUGCCGGUGUUUUCCUUGUUGAGGGAACCAGCCGUUACUCUCUAACUUUCCAACAGGCUUUGGAAUUGUGUCAGAGUUUAGGUUACAAACUCGCAACACAGGAACAGGUCAAUGAGGCUUAUAAAAAAGGCUUGAGAACAUGCAGAUACGGCUGGAUAGAUGGACAAAAUGUUAUGUUCCUCCCACACGUUAAUGGUCCAAAUUGUGACUCCAGUUCCACCGAGAUCACCUUCCGUCCCGAAGCAGCAGAUUAUCUUUCUGAUGUCUACUGCUUUAACCCAUCAGAUGCAUCACUGAACUGUGAUGAUAAUGGUAAAUCUAACUCUGAGGGCUUAACCAAUGGAAACACAGCCACAGCAAAUGAAAAAACAGAUGAAGACAUCCUUACGGAGGUCGAAACUGAAGGCUUUCUAGUAGAUUUGGAAGAGAUCAUGGGAAGAGUAAAAAGAGAAACUUCUUUUCUGAAACCCUCAUCUGUGCCUGCCUUGGAGGAACACUCUACAACGACACACAGUGAAGACAGCAAAGGCCCUACAAGCAAGCCCCAUUUUAGGAAGAGCACAUCCUCUGUUACCUCCAGUAUUUUGUUCCCUGAUACAGAGGGCAGUGGAUCAGGAAUGAGUGAGACAGUUUUUGAAGUUCCUAAGCCUAGUCAAUUCACAAUGACGGCAAUUACGUCAGAGGCAGCUGAGGGUACAUCCAUACAAAACAACAAUAAGGAGAAAAUAAAUGAUGCAAAAGGCCGAAAGUUGGAUGCCAGUUCUGUAGACAUAUCGAAUAGCGAAGAAUCCAAUUUACCUCCAUCACCUAUUCAAAAGGAUGAUGGACCAUCUACUUGGCUGAUAAUCUUUGCAUUCUGUGUUGUUGUUGGAGCCAUAGUAUGCAUGCUUGCUGCGAUUGCUACAAGAGACAAGUGGUACGGACCGAGACAGAGCAGAAACAUCUCAACUGAAGUGCACAACAAAGACUACAGUAAAACAGAAACACUGCCACUGUCAGAGAAAGAGCAGGAGGUAGUGGCACUGAAGAGUGUUGCGAAGCUGAAUGGUAAAACGGAUGACAUUACUGCUACCUGUCUGGAUGAGCAUGAGAAAGAGUAUUUAAUGUAAUUUUUUAAAUCCUGCAUACUGUGUAUUAACAGGUUUGAACUCUUCUGUACUUUUUAUUUGCACUAGUGAUGGUUUUUUUCUGCUCAGAGUCGCUUCCAUUUUGGCUUCCA
Messenger RNA from Sinocyclocheilus rhinocerous, 1477 nucleotides. RefSeq names its product CD44 molecule (IN blood group) a (gene cd44a). The coding region runs from base 168 to 1367 and encodes 399 amino acids. Gene Ontology annotation, biological process: inflammatory response; positive regulation of ERK1 and ERK2 cascade; cell adhesion. The transcript has 8 exons. Gene Ontology annotation, cellular component: basolateral plasma membrane; plasma membrane; macrophage migration inhibitory factor receptor complex. Lineage: Eukaryota; Metazoa; Chordata; Actinopteri; Cypriniformes; Cyprinidae. Gene Ontology annotation, molecular function: cytokine receptor activity; hyaluronic acid binding. The record is from RefSeq and is a predicted model, not a curated record.